AUGCCGCCUCGCCCAUAUCAUCGCGACUGGUCACUUGAGCCGGCGCAUCUACGACCGACUGGACAAGGUGCCAACCCCUUCUACGCCCAGUUCGAAUUCGUCGUCAAGGAGUUGAAGGAUUGCUUCCGCGACAUCGCCAGAGACAGGACCCCAGUUCUCACCCGCUCAGAAACAGCUUCAGCGGACCAGCGGGCGGCAAGCAGGCAUGCGCGUACGGGAGCACUCAGAGAGGCCGAUACCGAGUUCCACGAGUGGUAUGCUCCGCUACGCAAUGCCACGAUGACCUCAAGGGACUUCAAGCGCCUCUUCACACGAGUUUUCACAAACUCGGACGUGGACGAGCGGCCGGAGGCCAUCGCUGAGCUGGACGGCUGGCUUUCCCAUGUCAAGAGAAACCGGGGGAUGUAUCCUUCGCCGAAGUCGCUGCCGCCCUUGACUGAUGCCAAAGCAUUCCCUGUUAUCGCUCGCGCCCUGGAGCCCGGGGAACCUUUGCAGAUUGUUGACAAGUCUGCAUCGGCGGCGGAAAAGCGCCCUGUCCCCGAUGCUGGUCGGAGGAAGCAGUACGAGAGCGACGCUAGUUUCGCGCUUCGCGCGGCUCUUGCCAGUCAGGGCAUCAACAAGAACGGCAACCCUCGCCUUCCUCACGAGUCUUCGCUCCAUUCGCUUGCGGUGUCGCACCGCCGCCUCUCGCACCGCCAGCAAGCGAUCUACGGCAUCUCGCAGCGCGCCUUUGCCCGCGCCGGGUUCUGA
Messenger RNA from Rhodotorula toruloides NP11, 750 nucleotides. RefSeq lists its product as uncharacterized. The record is from RefSeq and is a predicted model, not a curated record. The transcript is spliced from 4 exons. The coding region runs from base 1 to 750 and encodes 249 amino acids. NCBI's taxonomy places the organism in Eukaryota, Fungi, Basidiomycota, Microbotryomycetes, Sporidiobolales, Sporidiobolaceae.